UUUAUUAAAAAUGACCACAGCACAAAAGAAAUCUAAACCAAUUUUGAAAGAAGUCCCAGAUUUGGUUUGUGAUGCAACAACAAAGCAAACUUAUACAAAAGGAAAAUUUCUUGGAAAAGGAGGAUUUGCGCGUUGUUACGAGCUGACCAAUAACAAAACAAAAAUUGUUUAUGCUGGAAAGGUGGUGUCCAAAACUCUUUUGAUAAAGAAACAUCAGCGUGACAAGAUGAAACAAGAAGUCCAAAUCCAAAAAAUGCUUUCACAUCCAAACGUUGUCAAAAUGGAAGGAUUUUUUGAAGAUGAAGAUAAUGUUUACAUUCUUCUCGAGCUUUGUUCACGUCGUUCCCUUAUGGAGCUUCACAAAAGGAGAAGGGCUGUGACUGAACCUGAAGCUCGUUAUUUUACGCACCAGAUUGUCCUCGCUUGCCAUUAUUUACAUUCAAUGAGAGUAAUUCACCGAGAUCUCAAACUUGGGAAUUUAUUUUUGAAUGAAGACAUGCAAGUCAAGAUUGGGGAUUUUGGCUUAGCUACAACUCUGAAUCAUGAAGGAGAGCGUAAAAAGACUUUGUGUGGAACACCAAAUUAUAUUGCACCAGAAAUGCUUGACAAAAAGGGACAUUCUUUUGAAGUUGAUGUUUGGGCUAUUGGGUGUAUUUUGUACACGCUGUUAGUUGGAAAACCGCCGUUUGAGACAGAGACGCUUAAGGACACCUAUAGCCGUAUCAAGAAUAAUCAAUACACCGUUCCACCAAGAAUUGGAAAGGAUGCUACAGCAUUAAUUUCAAGAUUGUUAGCUCAUGAGCCUUGUAGACGACCAAAAAUUGACGAAAUUCUUAAUUUUCCAUUCUUUACUGAUGGAUUUUUGCCAAAAAUUCUCCCAAGUUCAUGUCUUACAAUGGCACCAAAGUUUAAUAUGCAAGCAGUUAGUGGUGGUCAAACAUGUGCGCCUAAUUCUUCUGAUGUUCAACCAAGUCCUCGGUCGAAGGGCCCAGCCUUUACUGGCCGUGCUCCUCUUGCACCAGUUCCUGAAGCUAAGGAAACACCACCUAUGGUCACACAUAAACAGGACAAAGCUGCAGUUCUUAUUACGGAAAUGCCUGCUGGAGAAAACAAUGGCGUUCCACAAGAUUAUUAUCUUUCUGAUCUGUAUGCCCAGUUAUGUUCACUUUUGAAUACCAACACUGAAAGAUUCAAUGAAGCUGAUAGAGGAGAAAUUGAGCAUCCAGCUUCUACCCCAAUUUAUUGGGUCUCUCGUUGGGUUGACUAUUCAGAUAAAUAUGGCUUAGGUUAUCAAUUUUGUGACAAUAGCGUUGGCGUUUUGUUCAAUGAUAAUACUAAAGUUAUAUUGGAUGCUCCAGGAAUACAACUCCAAUACACAGAACGUAACAAUAUGGAACACUUUUAUGCUGCAGACAAAUACCCACAAGCAUUGGAAAAGAAAAUUACUUUGCUAAAAUAUUUUCGUUCUUAUAUGAAUGAACAUUUGAUAAAAACUGGUGCAAAUAUUCCAAUACGUGAAGGUGAUGAAUUGGCUCGUCUUCCUUGUUUAAAUACUUGGUUUCGAACUAAAUCUGCAAUUGUUUUGCAUUUAAGUAAUGGAACUUUGCAAAUUAACUUUUUCUAUGACCAUUCAAAAUUAAUUGUUUGUCCAUUAAUGUCUGCUGCCACAUAUAUUGACCAAGCCAAAAAUGUUUUUACAUGCAAAUUUUCUUUGUUGGAACAAUAUGGGUGUCCGAAAGAAUUGUUACAUCGACUUAAAUAUACAAAGGUAAUGGUAGAACGUUUAAUAUCCCGUAAUGCAGCGACAAAUCAUGGAGAUUUAAAAGAAGGUGGUGGUGGUCGUGAUAUUGUUAUUGUUGAAGGAAGUGGACGUGGUGGUGGAAGUAUUGGUAGUGUAGGAGGAGGAGGUACAACAACAUCAUCUCGAUUGCCAGUAAAUUUUUGA
Molecule: messenger RNA, 1945 nt
Organism: Meloidogyne enterolobii
Lineage: Eukaryota; Metazoa; Nematoda; Chromadorea; Rhabditida; Meloidogynidae
Source: the annotation of a GenBank genome assembly